GACCGCCGGCCAUCGCGCCAAUGUUGGGGUUCUGACCCUGAAUGCGAUGGUCAAAGGUGUGCUUGCGACCCAUUUCCAGAGCUACCCCAAAACGGCAUUUCGCUUCUUCUCGGGCGUUAUGCAAAGGCUGGCGCCUCUGCGCGCGAAGGCACAACUGGCGGAGCUCACUCCGGGCAUCAGGGCGAAGCCGGCAUCGAAGGUUCGCGAUGCCACGACUCGGCUCGAGUACGCGGUCCUGAUCCCUAAAUCGGCGAUUCCUGAUCUAGUCACGCUGCUGGACGAGGACAGCAGCUUCACGGUCCCGGCGGGUGCCUCCUACGGCCGGGACAUCGGGCACCCGCACCCGGUGCAGCGCGCCGGCAGCUUGCGCCUGACAGCCGUCGGACUGUGCAAGGCUGGACUGUUCGCAGUGACGCUGCCGCACGGUGCCGCCUUCGAGCUGGGCCGGUACCAGGCUAACCUGGAAGCUGGUGGAGAAACGUACACCCUUGAUGUGCGCCGCAUGUCCCGUCGGCAGGGUGGCCAGCAGCCGGGCGGCCCAUGCGCCGCUGCCGGUGGUGCCGCGGCCCCUGGCGGCGCGGCGCCGGGCGCCACCGGCGCCGCCGCUGCCGGCGGCGCGGCGUGGGGCCGCGGGGAUGCCACCGGCGCCGCUGCUACCAGCGGCGAGGCACAGGGCCGCGGUGGCAUGACUGGCGGCUCUGCUGCCGCUGGCGCGGCGCAGGGUCACAGGGGCGCCGCCGGUGCUGCUGCUGCCGGUGAAUCGGCGCAGGGCCGCGGGGGCACUGUCGGCGGCGCUGCAGCUGGCGGCUCGGCGGGGGACCGCGGGGGCACUCCUCUCGGCCGUGCCGCCGCCGGCGGCGCGGCGCAGGGCCGCAGGGGCGCCGCCGGUGCUCCUGCUGCCGGCCGCGCGACGCCAGCCCCCGUGGACGCUGCUGGCACCUCCGCUGCCGGUGGCACGGCGCGGGGCCGCAUGGGUGCUGCGGGUGCCCACGCUGCCCGCGGCGCGCAGCAGGGCCGCAAGAGUGCUGCUGGCGCGUCCACUGUCGAUGGAGCGGCGCAGGGCCGCGCAGGCGCCGCCGGCGCCCCCGCCGCCGGCAGCGCGCGGCAGGGCCGCAAGGGCCCUCUGCGCCCCACCAUCGGCGUCCGGCUGCGACGCAGUGCGGGUGCUGCCGGUGCCUCCGGCACUGGCGGAGCGACGCGGCGCCGUGGCCAGCAACGACGCCCGGCCGCCGCGGCCCCGGCUGCGGCUACGGCCGCGCGUGCGGAUGGCCCCAGCGCCGUCCAGGGCAGCGGUGCUGCGCCGUCCGGCACCCCUCGUGGCGGCGGCGGCCGCGGCGCUAGCUCCCGCCGCCAGCACAGCGGCAGUCGCAGCCACAGCCGCACUCGCCGCGACCGCAGCAACAGCCGGGGCCGCAGCAUCACCAGCCGCGGCGCCAGCCGCAGCCGCGGCCGCAGCCGCAGCCGCAGCCCGGGCCGCAGCCACACGCACACCCGCAGCCACGCCCGCAGCCGCCGCAGCAGCAGCGCCUCGCGUGGCACGAAUGGCGGGGCUUCUGGCAAGUUGGGCGGCAGCCACAGGGGCGCCUCUGCGGAUAACUCUGGGGAGCGCGUGGACCACCGCACCCGCAGCGGUCGCGUCUUCCGCCGACGGGCCGGUCGCGUCCCAGCCGGUGACGGCAGCACCCUGACCGGGGAUGGGCGCACCAGCAGCAAUGCGCCGCGCCCGGGCGACGGUGCCGGCGACGGCGGGUGGAGCGUGGUGCCCAGCCGUCGCCGCCAGCGCAGUGCCUCGCCAGGGGCGGAGCCGGCCAAGCGUCAGGCUCUGCCAGAGCAAGCCCAGGUUAAACUGCGUCUCGCCUCACAGCAGCUCCGACUGGGUGGCUGGUAUGCAUGGUGGGGCCCUGCCGACUCGUCACGUACCGGUGGCGUCGCCAUCCUCAUCCGUGCCUCCCUCAUCUCCCGUGGCGUGGUGACCCCGGCAACGCCUCCCGCCCUCGACCCGGCCGCCGCCAGCCGCCUUCUCCUCCUCCCUCUCGCUUGGGGCGGCCACUCCCUAGUGCUUGCCUCUGUCUACCUUCCCUCGGGCGACCCAGCGGCCCAGCGCCGCUUCAUUGCCGACCACCUUGCGCCGGCUGCCACGCUGCCUGGCCUCAAGGUGUGGGCUGGUGACUACAACUUCGUAUGCAACGCCGCCAUUGACACCCUCCAUCGCGGCGGCCGCCUCCUGGACCCCGGCACGACCUCCCUCUUCGCCUCCACCUGCGCCUCCCCUGUGGACUCCUUCCGCCACCUGCACCCUACCCGCCGGUCCUUCACCUUCAUCAACCAUAUGGGUGCCUCUCGCAUUGACCGCAUCAUGCUCUCUCCGGAGCUGCUGUCGUCGCUGCGUGCGUGCGCCCAUGUGCCUGGCCGACCGUCCGAUCAUCGCCUGGUUGUGGCCACCCUUGCCCCAGUCGACGGUGCCGUCUCUCCUGGCCCUGGCUUGCGGCGGCUCAGUGAUGCCUACCUCGCGUUCCCCGACCUGCGCCGCUCGCUGCUCGACUGGAACCGCGGCGCCUGUGCCGCCGCCCCCGAGGCGCCGGCGCCGUUGCUGCGGUGGUUUGUGGCCUACAAGCGCGACCUGGUGCGCACGGUUGGCCGCCUUAACCGCAUCGCCCGUGGCCGCAUCCUUGAGGAGACAGCGGAGGAGGCGGCGGCCCGUGCUGCUGAGGCGGCCGCCCUAGCGGUGGUAGAGGCUGGAGGCCCCGAUGCUGCUCAGGCUGCUGCUGCGGCCGUCGCCGCGCGCUCCGCGGCUGCCGCAGCGGCGCAGCGCGCGGUCGCUCGGCACGCUCGUGCCGCCCGCCUCCAGUGGCUGCGCACCCGCGAGACGGCUUCGCCUGCGAUCACGCGGCUUGUGCGGCCCCCUGGCGGCGCCGCGCGCAUUGCGGCAAUCCGGCGCCCGGACGGCAGUGUGUGUGACUCCCUUCCCGAAAUCCCCACACAUAUUGUCGACUACUGGCGGCGCAUCAGUGCUGCGGUGGCUACGGACCCGGACGCCUGUGACCGCGUACUUGCGGCCCUUGCAGCAUUUGGGCGGCGCUGCACUGACGAGGACGCUGUGCGGCUUGGCGCCGACACAGUGAGUUCAGCUGAGGUGGAGGCUGCCCUGGCGGCGGCGCCGGCUGGCAGCACCCCGGGCCGUGACGGCAUCCCGGCUGAGUUGUACCGGGAACUGGGGGGCCCCACGGCACGCGUGCUUGCGCGUGUGUUCACGGCCUCCCUCGCUGCUGGUGCUCCCCCACGCGGCUUCCUCGAUGGCGUCAUUACAUGCUUCAGCAAGCCCGGGGACCCCCUGCAGCCUUCGUCGUAUCGGCCCAUUACGCUGCUCGGCACGGACUACCGCACACUGGCCCGCGUCCUCGCCAGGCGGCUCAUCCCCGUCUUCAGCAACGUCAUCCACCCCGCCCAGACAGCCUUCCUGCCCGGGCGCCGCAUCGCCGAUAACGUCCUACUGCUGCAGCUUCUGCCGGAGCUCAUGCGGGUGGCCGAAAGCGGUGGCCCUGGCGGCGGUGGCGGGGGCGGGGGCGGGGGCGCUGCGGGCAGCACCGCUGACGCUGACCGCGGCGUUGUGGCCUUCCUGGACUUCUACAAAGCCUACGACACCCUGGACCGCAACUUCCUGUACCGGUGCUUGGCAGUCAUGGGCGUUGGCAGUGGCUUCCUGGCCUGGGUCAAGCUGCUGCUUACGGGCACGCGCUCUGCCGCCCUGGCUAACGGCUACCUGUCGGCCUUCGUCCUCAUCAUUGCGGGCGUACGGCAGGGGUGCCCGCUGGCGCCUCCUCUGUACUUGGCGCCGGCCCAGGCCCUCUUCGCCUACCUCGACCGCGCGGGCUUUGGUGUCUCCUGGGCGGAUAUCCGCCUCGUAGCUACUGCCUUUGCGGACGACGCUGCGCCGUUCUUGCGUCGGAUGGCCAACGUGCCUGGUUUCCUGGCAGCUAUGGAGACCUUCCGCGCCGCCUCUGGGCAGCGCCUUAACCUCGACAAAGUGGAGCUUCUGCCCAUCGGUGCACGGCGCCGCGCCACUCCUGCUCCCACCCGCGCUGUCGCUGCUGGCUUGGCGGCUGGCGGCGCAGCGGCUGGCAACAUGGCAGCUCACGGCGUGGCGGCGACCAGUGUGGCAGCUGCCGGCGGCAUGGCUGCCGGCGGCGCGGCGGCUGGUGGCGCGGUGGCUGGCGGCGGCCCCGGCACCAGCCACUCUGGUGGGGGCAUCUUGGCGGCCGGUGGUGCGGUGCCUUCUCGGGCGGGCGCGGUUUGGGCAGCUGCCGGUGUUGUGGUCACUGGUGGCGUGACGGCCGGCGGCUCUGCCGCGGGUGCUGGCGGUGCCGUAGCCGCGCCUGCCCCGCCCAACACAGUUGCUAUGGCGCAUGGCUUGCGCGUAGUCUCGCACUCGCGCACGCUGGGUGUGGUCUUCUACGACCUCCCACUUGGCACGGCUGCAGCCCAGGGGGCUCCUUCCCUCUCCCCUGCCAUUGGCACCCUGGGGACGCUCUGCGGCCUCCCCCUAACUGCCUUUGGCCGUGGCUUCUGUGCCUCCUCCUACGCCGUCAGCCGUGUGCUCUACCAUAUGGAGUUUGCGGGUCUGCCGCCGCAGACGGUUUUGGCAGACUUCCUCAAAACGCUUGUGCGGUUUGUGGACCGCCGCAUCAUCGUUGCCACGCCGCAAGGUGCUGGCCGGGCCCGACCUCCCGGCCUCCCCUCCGACUGCGUCGCCCUGCCGCCACGCGAUGGCGGCUUUGGACUGCUGCCGGUGGUGGAACACGUGCGCGCCCGACACGCUGUGUUGGCUGUGCGCUGGCUGCAGCACAUGCACGGCUCUGCGGCUGGCACCUACGUACCGCCGUGGACAGCCGCCGCCACCGCCCUGGUGCAGCAGCUACACACGGCCGCCCACCCCCUCUGCGUCCUGACGAUGCAGCGGGCGGCCGGCGGUGUCGGACCCGCUGCCGAUGGCUGUGCAAUCUUCGGCCAGCCGGUGGCGGCAACCUGCCCGGCCCUCGUGCGCCUCCUGGGUGCCCUCAGCUACCUGCCUCCGGUCACAAUCCUACGCCCGGCUGUGCUGGUGCCAGGGCCCUGGUGCUUUGCACUUCCGCUCUGGGGCAAUCCAGUCUUGCCGUGUGCGGCGGGGCUUCAGGCGGGUGGCUUGGAACGUGACUUCCCAGCUCUCAUGGCGCUGCCGGGUCUGCUCACGCUCGGCACGGCAGUGCGGUGCUGGGAGGCGCUGGCCGCGGUGCGCCAGCUGGUGGCUUCCAAGCCGGCUGGUGCGCUCGGGCCGCGCCUCGCACGUCGCUGCACUAUACAGUACAAGCGGUCCGUCCUGCGCCCCAUCCUGCGCAUUACGGAUAUGGCGCGCGUGCCGCCGGAGCUGCAGUCCGGCCCGGAUGCUGCUGCCCAGUUCUCCGCGCUGCUGGCCCGUGUACCGGCGGCGUGGAGGGUGGCGGCGUCGGCCACACUGCAUGCGCCUGGCGGCGCGGCCUCCGCGCCUCCUGCCCCCCAGGUAUGGCUGCUGCUUGCGCAGAGCCUGGGGUGGCGGCAUGGCGCGGCUGACGUGCCCUUGCUGACCCUUACGGUGAAGCAGGCAACCCAGCUUCAACUUGCGCCUGCGUACGACGCGCUCCGCGUGCGUCACUUGGCCUUCAUCCAGGAGGCCUACAGCGGCGCCGCGCCGCCAGCGGAAGCGAUUCAUGCGCUGCGGGCGGCCCUGGCGCGGCUGUGGGCGUUGGUGUGGGAGCCGCGACACAAGGAACCGCUCUGGCGUCUGGCAGUCAAUGGGUUCACGGGCUUUGGGAUGCUUGCGGCGUGGGCCGCAGAUGGACGCGUGGAGAAAUGCCCGUGUGGGACUCAGAUGACUGCUGGCGCUAGGGUUCAUCACUUCUGGGACUGUGUGGUGGCGGAGGCUCUGCGUGAUGUGAUGCGGGAGCAUGCGAAUGUGGACAUCACACGGAACCAGUUGUGGUUAGUACAGGCGCCACCAGGGCUAUCGCAGGCGGUGUGGGACAUCGUGUGCUUGGCUGCUGUGGCGGCCCUGGAAUACGGCCGACAGCGCCUUUACGCUUGCCGUGAUGCUGCAGACCGGACUGCGGAGGUUGCUGUUGUGCGCAGGAUCGGUGUGGAGGUGAUUGCGGACUUCUGGUCACGGCUAGCUGCGUUUGUCAGCUGUAGUGCGUCAGUGCUGCUCUGGCUGCGGCGCGCCACUCAGUCGGCGACAUCAUCGUCGCCGUCCUGCCGAGCGGCCCCCGCUCUGGCACUCUUUGCCGAACAUCAUGACUUCACACCGUGGAGCCUCCGCGACCUAGCGUGGGUGGCGCGCCUGCUCGCCGGUCGACCUCGUCCUCAUGGCUUCGCGAUGCUUCUGGCGGGGCGCUCGCUGCUGCCGGGCUCGCAGUGGCGUGUCGCUGAGCGGCUCUUUCGGUAACGGAGGGCCGAUUGGAGCUGCUGGCGACUCUUGCUGUGGGCUGCUGCCGCGGCCUGACGUGGCGCCGGGCUCGCCGCGCGUGAACAGGGGCACGCUGCGGCGGGAGCCAGGACCGGCGUCUUCCGGGCGGCGGCGGCUGGAGCUGUGGGCGCAUCUACACAGUGGAGAGACCUGCUUGGCGAAUGCAGUCUGGCGAAGGCAGUCCAGCGAAGGCUGGCUGGCGCAGGCCGACUAAGCGAAGGCUGGCUGGCGCUGUCUGCUGUGCUAGGGUGUUGCGAGGCUGUGUGGACUUGGUUGGGCGGUGGGCGUGCCUGCACCGCCUGCGCUAGGUUGCGGGCGCUGUGGCUUGUGCUGUCUGGUGGGUCGGACGGCUGAUCCUCGUGGUUCAGCGAACUUGCACGGCCCUAGGCCGUCUACAGGAUGCAGCUUCGGGCUGCACCCAACAGUGUGAGGGCCCUGCCCUGUUGGUGCUGGUGUUUUGGGGUAGGAGUUGCACUUUGCAAAGUGGCAGUCAGUCUGACGCCGACCCGCGGCUUAGGUGAGCAGCGCUAGCGUUUGCGGUGAGCCUUGCUCGGGGUUCCUCCCCUCCUUUAGUGAGGCGAGGAGCAUGGGGGUCAUUCGAGGUUCCCUCCUCGAGUGUGCGUACGUGUCUCGUGCGUUUAUGGAGCCCUGGCUUGCCCGUGGCUGUCAUCCCACAUGUAACCUCUAUUCGCU
Messenger RNA from Chlamydomonas reinhardtii, 7165 nucleotides. RefSeq lists its product as uncharacterized. Gene Ontology annotation, molecular function: catalytic activity. The coding region runs from base 119 to 6451 and encodes 2110 amino acids. NCBI's taxonomy places the organism in Eukaryota, Viridiplantae, Chlorophyta, Chlorophyceae, Chlamydomonadales, Chlamydomonadaceae. The transcript is spliced from 4 exons. The record is from RefSeq and is a predicted model, not a curated record.